ACAUUCAGGAGUUAAUGAACUCAGCAUGAGGUAGAAGGAACAUUGUUCUGUUUCCUUAAAUAUAAAAAUACUUCAACUCCUUCCAAGGUGUCUCCAGCUAUUGCAGAAAAAAUUAAAUGAACUUAAGUGGACGCAGCUCUCGCAGCCUAAUAUGGAUAUUAAAAAGUCACUGUUUUCCACCUGAAAACCUCCUUUUGUGGGGGUUGACGUUGAACGCUCGUGGGGAAAUGUGCGUCUUUAAGUUUUUUCUUUUGGGGGGUGGAGGAAUUAAAAGCAGAAGACGUGGUAGGCAUAUGCUGAAAUCCGUGGAUGAUGUUCAAGUUUGACCAGCGUUGUAACUGGAGAAUAUCCUCCUGUUUCCUGCGUGGGAAGGCGGACCCAAGCAAAGGUUUUGCGCUGGAGGGUUUCUGCUCAUAGAUGAGAAAGGGGGCUGCAUAUGUGGAUAUGGAUUGCAGAGCUGUAGCAGUUUUUUUAGUUGGUGUUCACCUUUCUUUCAUUCUGGGAUAUGAAGGAUCGGGGUACUGGUCCAAUGGAGACGACGAGGAUUCUUACGCACGUAGAUACAAAGGAACCCCAUGGUGCGCCCCCAUAAAGGUUAAGCACGGGUAUGUGAGCUGUCGCACGCCACGGGGGGAGCACUACUUGAACGUGAUGGGUGCCCGCUGUACCAUCCGCUGCAAGAAGGGCUAUGAGACGUACGGCUCCAGCGAGGUGCUCUGCUUGGCCAGCAAGCGCUGGUCUGCCAGCUAUGCUUGCCGAGAGAUUCGGUGCCCAAAGCUGGACAUGCCAGCCAAUGGAGGAUACAAGUGUUCCGACGGCUCCUACUUUAACUCCAGGUGUGAGUUCUUCUGCUCUCCGGGCUACACGCUGAAGGGGGAACGUUUCGUCACCUGCCUGAGCAGCAAGACCUGGAGUGGAGGACAGAGCACCUGCCUGGACAUCGAACCCCCCAAGAUCAAGUGUCCCAGCAUCAGGGACAAGACGGCAGAUCCUGGGAAGCUGACGGUGCGGGUGACUUGGGACACACCAGAGGGGAAGGACACGGCUGAUGGCAUCCUGACGGACGUGAUUCUGAAAGGAAAUCCACCUGGCACCCACUUCCCCGAGGGGGACCACAAGAUGUCGUAUACGGUGUAUGACCGCGCGGGAAACAAGGCCUCCUGCAAAUUCUCAGUGCGGGUUCGAGUGCGCCGCUGUGGUCCGCUGACCCCGCCCGAGAACGGCUACAUGAAGUGUGACAGUGACAUGGACAACUUUGGUGCCACCUGCAUGUUCUCCUGCAUGGGCGGGUUCGAGCUGCAGGGCAGCAGCGCCCGCGUGUGCCAGUCCAGCCUGACGUGGGCCGGCGCUGAGACGACGUGCUUACCCAUGAACAUCAACGUGGGUGUCCGCUCCGCAGCAGCCCUGCUCGACCAGUUCUACGAGAAGAGGAGGGUGCUCAUCGUGUCUGCCCCCACUGCCGCCAACCACUACUACCGCUUCCAGAUGGACAAUCUGCAGCACGCCCAGUGCGGCCUGGACCUCCGGCACAUCACGGUGAUAGAGCUGCUCGGCACAUACUCGGCGCAGAUCGGCCGCAUCCGACACAGAAUCAUCCCGCCCGCUCUGGCCCUACAGCUCAGGCUGCUGCUGCAAAUCUCCCAGAGCAGCUACAACAUGGUGCUGCUGGACAAACAGGGUGUAGACAAGAUGCGCUACACCUUUCCCAUCACGGCCGCCGAGCUGUUCACCACCAUCGACACCUUCCCGCUGCGCAAGGACGAGAUGCUGCUGCAGCAGCAAGCUGGCCAGAGCUGCCAAUCCUAACCCUCCUGGCCAUGUUUCUCCCGCCUCUGCCCCUCUCCGAUUGGCUGGACCACUGUGGGGGUGUGGCUAGGAAGCCUAUGUCCUACCAUCCUCCUCCAAUAACAGAGACCAGUAAUGAAGUGACCACAGAUUUAGAGGACCGGCUUGGAGGUGCGGUGUAAACUUGCAGCUUGCAGUGUCCUUUACACGGGACCUAGCAGAGUCACUGCCAUUUGCCUACCUUCGUCCUUGUCCCCACCACGUCGCAUGGCAAUUAACAUUCGCACCAAAGGCAUUCUGGGUACUCAGUAUGCAUGACUUUUGGAAUUGUUUUGUGUGCCUCGUAUUCAUUUGGGGGUUUUUUAUUACGAUGGAAUACGGUUUUUACCUAUUACAGUUCUCUGAAAUUCCAUGCUAAAGUCAUCCACGUGAUUAAUAUUUAUGUUUUUACAAUCACAAAUCUUAGAUAUUAUGAAUUUGCCGCUGGAUUUGCGGCUCUGGCUUCUACUGGUGCAGAGGCGUUUCUGUGACAUCAAGAAAUAAAGUAUCAGUGCUCAGUG
Molecule: messenger RNA, 2345 nt
Organism: Brienomyrus brachyistius
Lineage: Eukaryota; Metazoa; Chordata; Actinopteri; Osteoglossiformes; Mormyridae
Gene: srpx
Product: sushi-repeat containing protein X-linked
Exons: 10
Coding region: 418-1806 (462 amino acids)
Source: RefSeq, a predicted model, not a curated record